AUGGAACUUGUCUGGCUCGCUGAUAUACCACAAGGUAGACGACGCAGUAGGGCUUUGAGAGCAUGUGUCCACUGUCAGAGGAAAAAGGUACCCCAAAGAGAGCAACAGCCCCAGGACCGUGUUGCCCAAUCGCUUCUUGUUGAUACCAAUUCAUCUACAACAGUGACAACGGCCCAGAUAACAUCUAUCACACCGAUUCUCCACAAGGGCUCACACACUGAACGCGUUGUUGGAGAUUUGAACCCAGAAGCCGUAAUACGUGAGAGAUUAGAUUUCGCCAACGGAAUUCAGCUGCGAGACCGAAUUGGCCUCUGGGUCAGUUCUUCCUCUGUUCAAACGUGUGAAGAGCAUAUAUCUUACUCCGAAUCUACGCCGGCUCAUGAUGCCCCCAGCCACUACAGCCCCGAGGCGCGAUCGACUGCUUCUUUAUUACACCGGCAGUCUAAACUUGCAUUGAAGGCCUGUGAGCGUUUGCCCGAUUCGACGCGAAAUCAUCUUCUACUCAUCUAUUUCACUAAACUCAAUCAUAUAUUACCCCUUGUCGACCCAGAUUUCCUGCUUUCAGCUCAUGCUGGAGAUUCGAUAUCUGUGUUCCUAGAACGCGCAGUAUGUCUCGUAGCAGCUAAAGUUCGCGCAGCCGAACCUUAUCUUCGCCUAUGUGAAGAAGGUCAGGUUAUGACUUCCCGUCAAUUCUGCUCUGAGAUAUACGGUGAACUUGUGAAUGCCAUGAAUGUCGGCUUGGAAGCCGACAGGAUCACCCGCAUCCGUAUUCUGGCGCUCAUGUCUCUGCAUCGCGAAGGCUAUGAAGGCGCCGAAUCAGCCUCGAUGCAUCUUUGCCAGGCAAUUCACCAGGCUCAGACAAUGGGCCUACAUCUUCAUCGUCCUGGUCGGAGGCCGGAGGAUUCUCUAGCGAGUCUCUUUUGGUGCUUAUGGACUUUGGACAGAAUGCAUGCCUGCUUAGGUGGCCGACCCGUUUUUAUGUCUGAACGUGACAUCGGAAUUGGAAAACCUCGAGUUGAUCAUUUUGCAACAAAAUCAGCUUUCGACAUAUGGUUCGCGAUCUCAGUUUUACUAUCAACGGUGAUCUCGUUCUACAGACCAGCUUCGGAUCACACGGUUGGAUGGGAAGCAGAUUUCCCCACGUUUGAGAGCAUCACAGGGGAUCGGUGUUCCGACUUGGACUUUGCUACUUUAGGUCUUCUUGAGCUGUAUUACCAUGCUGUCGGCAUCCUUUCCUGCAGAUACAGAUUAUCGCAUCCUGCAGAUCUGUCGAAACCUUCGUAUGUUCGUCAGGGACUUGCCGCAGUCCGAAUUCAUUCCAUUGUGGCCACGGAAUGCUCCGGAAGUCUACCACCACUGCCCAUUAUUCCUUAUGCCAUAACGCUAUCUAUGGGUGUUUCGUACCAGCAAUUUCGCUCAAGCAAACUCAUUAUUCACCUCAAUCGAGCCAGGGCCGGCCUAGAAGCUUCCUGUGUUCUGCUCGAGAGAGUAAGUGCCUAUUGGUCAACCGCAGAGGCGAUGGCCCGACUGGGACGAAAGGCACUUCAUCAGAUCGACGUUUCGAACCCUAAAUACCAGCUGCACGAUCAUGAAAAUGAGCAAUCGCUAGACCUACCGAGCGUCUGCACUCCGCGGUCUUUGGGGAAGACCAUGCCCCCAACACCCAAUGCUUUGGAGGUACAAAACAUCAGCAGCACCGAUCCUGAGUGCGGCCGAUUCGCUGAUAUAGACUUUUUAUUCGGGGAGUUCCUCGACCUUUCUCUUCCCACUAAUUUUUUGGAUCCUGUUUUUCUAAGCUCGGAACAGCCAGAGGCAUGACACUGCACAGCAAGGGAGCAUUGACUCGGCGAUCCCAGUCCAUGAAAAAUGAAUGUGUGGAAAGGUGGUUGUUCUCGGGGGUUCAGGCUUGGCAUUUUGGAAUCCACUUUAUCCACUAUCCAGGCACGCCUUUCAACAUGCCGAAGUAUUCUCGUUAGCGAACUGCCGGUCGUCAUCAGUGUGGAAGACCGAGCACUAGUGCCGUCUCAGUGACAAGGACCCAGCUUGUACCAGGAUCCCUAGGAUCGCGUUUCAUAGGUGACAGUUGCCAACACAUGGUGAAGACCGGGAUCUGGUAGUGGCCGUGCCAACUCGGGAAGUGUAUGCACGCGAUGUAUGCAUACAUCUCAUGAUUGGAAGUAUGGUUAUUAGCAUCAUAGUAGUGAACAAAUAAAUUACCAUAUGGUC
Molecule: messenger RNA, 2226 nt
Organism: Aspergillus brunneoviolaceus CBS 621.78
Lineage: Eukaryota; Fungi; Ascomycota; Eurotiomycetes; Eurotiales; Aspergillaceae
Product: transcription factor domain-containing protein
Exons: 4
Coding region: 1-1818 (605 amino acids)
Biological process (GO): DNA-templated transcription
Molecular function (GO): DNA binding; zinc ion binding
Source: RefSeq, a predicted model, not a curated record